Messenger RNA from Penicillium angulare, 1050 nucleotides. Its product is annotated as short chain dehydrogenase/reductase family protein. Gene Ontology annotation, molecular function: oxidoreductase activity, acting on the CH-OH group of donors, NAD or NADP as acceptor. The record is from RefSeq and is a predicted model, not a curated record. NCBI's taxonomy places the organism in Eukaryota, Fungi, Ascomycota, Eurotiomycetes, Eurotiales, Aspergillaceae. Bases 1 to 1050 code for a protein of 349 amino acids. The transcript has 2 exons.
AUGGCAUCAUCUCCAGCAAGAAAAUGGCCCUCGAGAGAAGGCUUCACGGCCGACGUACUGAGUAAUUGGAUUCAACGCACACUGCUCGAUCCAGUGAAGCUCUUACCUCUCCUCGCAUUAGCCCAAUACACCAUCAAGGGUCGUGAGGUCAUUCAAUCCCGCCCUCACCUCCUCAAAGCACUCAAAUCCCUCGCAACAAUAGCUAUCCUCCAACGACUCAGCGCUUGGCUAGACAAACGCAGCAUCAACAACGCCGUCACAGACCACUACAACUGGAACAAAGAAGUUAUCGUCCUAACAGGCGGCAGCGGCGGAAUAGGCCGUCGCAUCGCCCAACUCCUCGGCGAACGCUCCAUUAAGGUCGCAAUCCUAGACAUAUCACCACCCUCCCCCACCGACCCGCUCCCACACACCGUCCGCUUCUACAAAUGCGACAUCACUUCCCCAACAGCAAUCGCCGAGUCCGCGUCCCAAAUCCGCGCCACCCUCGGCCGCCCAACAAUCCUAAUCAACAAUGCAGGCCUAUUAACCGGUCGUACUAUCCUAGGCACAACACCCGAACAAACCCGCGCGAUGUUCGAAGUUAACUCCCUCGCGCACUACUGGCUUGCCCAGGAAUUCUUACCAGACAUGGUCUCUGAUAACCAUGGAAUGGUGGUGACUGUUGCUUCGCAGGCUGGAUAUGCUGUUGCGCCCAAUAUGGUCGAUUACUCUGCUACUAAGGCGGCGGCUAUUGCUUUUCAUGAAGGUUUGGCUGCGGAGUUGGUGACCAGGUACUCUGCUCCGAAGGUUAGGACUGUGCUUGUUACGCAGAGUUUUACGAGGACAACACUCAUUGAUCGGUUGACGCCGGAGGAUUCUUUUGUUAAUCCGUUGCUUUAUCCGGAGACUGUUGCUGAGGCUUUGGUGAAGCAGGUUCUUAAGGGGGAGAGCGGGCAUGUUAUGGUUCCUGGUUCUUCGGGGUAUAUUGCGGAGAGGUUGAGGGGGUAUCCGCUUUGGUUUCAGCAUUCUAUUCGGUGUCGAUUGGAGAGAUUGAUGAGGGCUGAUUGA